AUGAGAGAAGGCCUCGACCUCCCUGAGUUCGGGUACCUCCCAUUCGACCAUUUCGUCCUAGCAAACUGGGACGCGGCGUCCUCGCUCUCCCAAAAUGAGCAGAAAAGAAUCCUUGUCGAGAAAUGGAUCGCGUUAGGAAAAUAUGGGCGAAACGACUACGCCCUCGCCACAUUCGCAGACCCGACCAUCGACCAUAUCCCCGCGGGGGUACCGCAAGACCUCCUCUCGGAGGAGGACCGCGCCCUCAGCAGCAUGCUCUCCACCACGCUGUGGAUCCGGACCUGGUUCGGCGACCCUACAGAUAAGACGAGCCAAGAAGCCGCAGACACGGCGUACGCGCGACUCCGGAAGCCAGUCCUACAGCAGGGCCGCGAGAACUACCACAUUUCCUGCAUCCCCGAGGAGUUCGUCUUUGAGGACCGGGGGGAACUGAGCGCAGAUGCCCAGCGGGGCUGGGAUGUGAUUGGGGGUGUUGCGGCCGGCCGUCCAGGGACUGUACCGGGGUAUCUGGUUGCGGCGCUGAUGCACUGCCCUGAGCUGUUUGAGGGGAUGUCGGAUGACGACUGGCGGCAUUUUACGGGGAAGGAGCGGGCCGAGGAGCUGGCGGAGAGUGAUCGGGCACAGAGUGCGCUGGUUCUUGUUGCGGAUCGGAAGGCCUGUGAGGAGGGCUGGGUGCUGGUCCUGGCGGUGAAUCAUCGGGGGGAGAUUCUUCCGUUUAGGGUGCGUGAGCGGGCCAAGGAGACGGCGCAGAUUGCGGUGAAUUGGCAGGAGGGGCAGCCUUAG
Molecule: messenger RNA, 783 nt
Organism: Aspergillus fischeri NRRL 181
Lineage: Eukaryota; Fungi; Ascomycota; Eurotiomycetes; Eurotiales; Aspergillaceae
Exons: 3
Coding region: 1-783 (260 amino acids)
Source: RefSeq, a predicted model, not a curated record